Molecule: messenger RNA, 4737 nt
Organism: Gadus morhua (Atlantic cod)
Lineage: Eukaryota; Metazoa; Chordata; Actinopteri; Gadiformes; Gadidae
Gene: pola1
Product: polymerase (DNA directed), alpha 1
Exons: 37
Coding region: 122-4465 (1447 amino acids)
Biological process (GO): DNA replication; leading strand elongation; lagging strand elongation
Cellular component (GO): alpha DNA polymerase:primase complex
Molecular function (GO): DNA-directed DNA polymerase activity; chromatin binding; single-stranded DNA binding
Source: RefSeq, a predicted model, not a curated record
CCGGGAAGAAGAAUUGGCGCGGAUUGCUCUGUUGUGUUUGUUGACUUGACACAUCGAGGGCGCACGGUUUUAUAAAGUGAUUCAUAUUCAUAUAUAUAUAUAGACAUUUCAAGUGGAGAUAAUGGCGCCGGUAUUGAACCCGGAUAAGGACGCUGAUAAUGUCGACGACGGUGAAGCCUGCGGUCUGGCGGCGUCGCGCUCGAGACGAGAGAAGAGGGCGAGGACAGGCCGGACGGCGGCGCUCGAGCAGCUCCGGAAAGCCAAGAAGGGCGAGAAGCUGAAGUAUGAGGUGGAGGAGGUGGCCAGCGUGUACGAUGAGGUGGACGAGGACCAGUACUCCAAGAUGGUGCGCGAGAGGCAGGAUGACGACUGGAUCAUCGACAACGAUGGUACCGGCUACGUGGAAGAUGGAAGAGAGAUAUUCGAUGAUGACCUGGACGACGACGUGGUAGAACAGCGCGGGAAGGCGAGUGCUAAAGGAGCAGACUCCAAGAAGAACUUGAAGAAAACGGCGGUGGCCAAACCCAACAGCAUCAAGAGCCUCUUCAUGAACAGCAACGUCAAGAAACCUGCUGAGAAAGACGUGGACCUGUCCAAAGACGACCUGCUGGGAGACCUUCUGCAGGACCUCCACUCGGAGAAGCCGUCUCUGAUGACCCCGCCGCCGGUCGUCAGACUGAAGAAGAAGAAGUCUCUAGGAACUCCCAUGAACCCGUUCUCCAUCAGACGCCCACCUCCAAAGGAGUCCUUCUCACCAGUAACCCCAAAGAGCAAGCCUCCUCCCGUUGAGACCCCCAGGACCACCAACCGGCCCGCCGUCAAGGAAGAGGAGAUCCAGGUGGAAGUUCACGACUCUGAGUUCGAUGGGAUGGACUUCGACGAGCCGAUGGAGGUGGAAGCGCCGUCGCCCUGCGCCGAGGAGGAGGUCCAGCCCAAGGUGGAAGCGGCCCUGGAGACGGUGAAGGCCGAGCCCCAGGACCCAGUGCUGCUGUCCGGUCGGGCCGGUAGCUCGUGGGGACAGGAGGAGGAGGGCGGGGCCAAUGAGGGCCCAGCAGAGGUACAGGUGGACUCCAGCCAGCUCCCAUUGGUCCCGGGCCCGGAGGGAGAGCUGGUGUUCCGCUUCUACUGGCUGGAUGCGUUUGAAGACCAAUACAACCAGCCAGGCGUGGUCUACCUCUUUGGGAAGGUGUGGAUCGAGUCUGCCAAGGCCCACGUCAGCUGCUGUGUGGCCGUCAAGAACAUCGAGAGGACCAUGUACUUCCUCCCUCGCGAACAUAGAGUGAACACUAAGAACGGGGUGGUGUCGGACACGCCGGUGGGUCUGAUGGACGUCUACCAGGAGUUCAAUGAGCUGUCCGAGAGGUUCAAGAUCAUGAAGUUCAAGUCCAAGAAAGUCGAAAAGAGCUACGCGUUUGAAAUCCCUGACAUUCCCACUCAGUGCGAGUACCUGGAAGUCCGUUAUUCCGCCGAGUAUCCUACGCUCCCGGUUGACCUGAAGGGAGCGACGUUUUCCCACGUGUUUGGAAUCAACACUUCCAGCCUGGAGCACUUUCUCCUGAGCAGGAAGAUCAAAGGGCCGUGCUGGCUGGACAUCAAGACGCCACAGCUCAACAGUCAGCCGGUCAGCUGGUGUAAGGUUGAGGCGUUGGCCCUGAGGAGCGAGCUGGUGACGGUGGUCAAAGACCUACCCCCCCCCCCGCUCACGGUCAUGUCCGUCAGCCUCAAGACGGUGCAGAACCCCAAGACGCAUCACAACGAGAUUGUGUCCCUGGCUGCUCUGGUCCACCAUCGCUUUCACCUGGAUAAAGCCCCCCCCCAGCCGCCCUACCAGACCCACUUCUGCGUGGUGAGCAAGCCCGUGGACUGCAUCUUCCCCUACGACUUCAAGGAGGCCGUGAGGAAGAAGAACGGGAAGGUGGAGAUCGCCGCCACGGAGCGCACCCUGCUGGGAUUCUUCCUGGCUAAGAUGCACAAGAUCGAUCCCGACGUGCUGGUGGGCCAUGACAUCUUUGGCUUUGACCUGGAGGUGCUGCUGCAGAGGAUCAACUACUGCAAAGUCCCUCACUGGUCCAAAAUAGGAAGACUCAGGAGGGCGAAUAUGCCCAAAUUAGGGGGUCGUGGUUCAUAUGCAGAGAAGAGCGCCACCUGUGGCCGCCUGGUGUGCGACGUGGAGAUCUCGGCCAAGGAGCUGAUUCGCUGCAAGAGCUACCACCUGACGGAGCUGGCCCUCCAGGUGCUGAAGACAGAGAGGGCCACCGUCCCCCAGGAGGACAUCAGGAACCUCUACAGCGACUCUCCGCACCUGCUCUACCUGCUGGAGCUCACCUGGAUGGACGCCAAGCUGAUUCUCCAGCUCCUGUGUGAGCUCAACGUGCUGCCCCUGGCCCUGCAGAUCACCAACAUCGCCGGGAACGUCAUGUCUCGCACCCUGAUGGGCGGGCGGUCCGAGAGGAACGAGUUCCUGCUGCUGCACGCCUUCCACGACAAGAGCUACAUCGUGCCGGACAAACCCUCCUUCAAGAAGGCCCAACAGGAGACCACCGAGGGCGAGGAGGAGGGGGAUGCUGGGAAGGGCAAGAGGAGGAAGAAGCCCACGUACGCUGGAGGCCUUGUGCUGGACCCUAAGAUCGGGUUCUAUGAUAAGUUUGUGCUGCUGCUGGAUUUCAACAGCCUGUACCCGUCCAUCAUCCAGGAGUUCAACAUCUGCUUCACCACCGUGCAGAGAGAGGCGCACGUCCAACGCAGGAAGGGCGAGGAUGACGAGUCUGAAGAGAUCCCAGAGGUUCCCGAUCCCGAUCUGGACAUGGGAAUUCUGCCCAAGGAGAUCCGCAAGCUCGUGGAGCGCCGAAAGCAGGUCAAGCAGCUGAUGAAGCAGCAGGACCUCAACCCGGACCUCUACAUGCAGUACGACAUCCGGCAGAAGGCCCUGAAGCUGACCGCCAACAGCAUGUACGGCUGCCUGGGCUUCAGCUACAGCCGCUUCUACGCCAAGCCGCUGGCCGCCCUGGUGACGCACAAGGGCCGAGAGAUCCUUUUGCACACCAAGGACAUGGUACAAAAGAUGAAUCUGGAAGUUAUUUACGGCGACACCGACUCCAUCAUGAUCAACACCAACAGCAGAACUCUCGAGGAAGUCUUCAAGCUGGGCAACAAGGUGAAGGCAGAGGUGAACAAGAUGUACAAACUGCUGGAGAUCGACAUCGAUGGUGUCUUCAAGUCUCUGCUGCUGCUAAAGAAGAAGAAGUACGCCGCCCUGGUGGUGGAGCAGCUCGGCGACGGACGCUACAGCACCAAGCAGGAGCUCAAGGGCCUGGACAUCGUGCGCAGGGACUGGUGCGACCUGGCCAAGGAGUGCGGCAACUACGUGAUUGGACAGAUCCUGUCGGACCAGAGCCGGGACGCCAUCGUGGAGAACAUCCAGCAGCAGCUGGUGGAGCUGGGGGAGAGGGUGGCCAGUGGAGCCAUCGACCACCACCAGUACGAGAUCCACAAGGCGCUCACCAAGGAUCCUCAGGACUACCCGGACAAGAAGAGCCUUCCUCACGUGCACGUGGCCCUGUGGAUCAACUCCCAGCCCGGCCGCCGCGUCAAAGCAGGCGACACCAUCUCCUACGUCAUCUGCCAGGACGGCUCGGCGCUGGGCCCCAGCCAGAGGGCCUACGCCCUGGAGCAGCUCCAGAAGCAGGCCGGGCUGAGCCUGGACCUCCAGUACUACCUGGCCCACCAGGUCCACCCCGUGGUGGCCCGCAUCUGCGAGCCCAUCGAGGGCAUCGACGGAGUGCUGAUCGCCUCGUGGCUGGGUCUGGACCCCGCCCAGUUCCGGGCCCACCAGCAGAGCCAGCGGGAGGAGGCGGGGGAGGUCUCCCUGGGGGCGCCGGCCCAGCUGACGGACGAGGAGCGCUACAAGGACUGCGACCACUUCUCCCUGGCCUGCCCGCAGUGCGGCACGGACAACGUGUACAGCAGCCUCUUCCAGGGAGCCGGCCAGACGCUGGAGCCGGGGCUGAUGCGCUGCUGCCACGCCCCCUGCGGAGCCCGCCUCAUCGACUACCACGCCAACAUCAGCAACAAGCUGCUGCUCGACAUCCGCAAACACAUCAAGAAGUACUACAGUGGAUGGCUGGUGUGUGAGGACCAGGCCUGCCAGAACAGAACCAGGCGUUUGCCCAUCUCCUUCUCUCGCCAUGGGCCCAUCUGCCCCGCCUGCACCAGGGCUACACUCAGACCAGAGUACUCGGAGAAGGCUCUCUACAACCAGCUCUGCUUCCUCCGGUUCCUGUUCGACUGGGACCACGCCGUGAACAAGGUUCUCCCCAGUGAGGACCGAGGCCUCUUCUCCAGGAGGAAGGUGGAGCAGGAGGCGUACCGGAGGCUGAAGGAGGUGGUGGACCGGGCCCUGGCGGUGAGCGGCUACUCGGAGGUGAACCUCUCCAAGCUCUUCCAGGCCUUCAGCUCCCUGAAGUAAAGCCAGGCCCCCUGCUGGGGGGUCCGUCGGGGGCCCCCGGCUCAUCAGGACAUCGUGGACCGGCCACCCCCCGCUGGGCCCACCCCUCGUUGAGGGGGCUCCAAGCCGCACGCCAACAAAGAGCUGCCCUCAGACCUGGUGGUGUGUGUGUGUGUGUGUGUGUGUGUGUGUGUGUGUGUGUGUGUGUGUGUGUGCGUGUGUGUGUGUGCGUGUUCAGAAAGCCAUGCGGCUGCCUCUUGUCCAUAUCUCCCCCCCCCUCCACCACCCCCACC